This is a messenger RNA of Eruca vesicaria subsp. sativa (arugula), 879 nucleotides long. Lineage: Eukaryota; Viridiplantae; Streptophyta; Magnoliopsida; Brassicales; Brassicaceae. The record is from the annotation of a GenBank genome assembly.
AUGGAGAUCAAAACAUUUCCCAGCGAAAUCGUCUUCUUUGAUCUAGAAACAACCGUACCAAACAAAACAGGACAACAUUUUCACAUCCUAGAGUUUGGUGCAAUCAUCGUAUGUCCAAGAAAGCUAGAGGAGCUAGAGAGCUUCACAACGCUUAUACAGCCGAAAGACAUAUCGGUGGUCUCAUUAAGGUCAUCUAGGUCAGAUGGGAUCACAAGGGAUAAGGUCAGGGAGGCACCAAGUUUCGAAGAUGUGGCUGAAAAGAUCUACAGUUUGUUGAACGGUCGGAUUUGGGCUGGUCAUAACAUUAGAAGAUUCGAUUGCGUUAGGAUUAAAGAAGCUUUUGCUGAGAUUGGUAAAGCUGCGCCUGAGCCUUCAGGGAUCAUUGAUUCUUUGGGGUUAUUAAGCGAAAAGUUUGGUAAAAGAGCUGGUAACAUGAAGAUGGCAAGUUUGGCUGCCUAUUUCGGUCUUGGAGUGCAAAAACACAGGAGUCUUGACGAUGUUCGAAUGAAUUUAGAGGUCCUCAAGCAUUGUGCAACAGUGCUUUUCUUGGAAUCUACACUUCCCAAUCAACUGGAAGGACAAUGGCAAAGUUCUUCAAAUAUCAUGACAAGAAGUCGAAGUAAUAAACAAAUUGCUCCAAGGGUUAUGCCUUACGUGAAGGGUGGUGGUCUCGGGAAGAUGACACAUAAUGUAAAGAAACUCUUAAGCAAAGCUCAAGGCAACUUAGCUCUUCAAAACUUGAUCAAACAUUCUCAUUCUUUGCUUAGAUGAAAAGGAACUCAAUUGUAUAUAUUGUAGAAGUACUUUCAACAGUUGUUAAUUAGCUAUACAUGGGUCAACAUUACUAGCAAUUUUAUUUAUCAAUAAAUCAUGUUUCAG